Molecule: messenger RNA, 1203 nt
Organism: Humulus lupulus (European hop)
Lineage: Eukaryota; Viridiplantae; Streptophyta; Magnoliopsida; Rosales; Cannabaceae
Exons: 2
Coding region: 157-753 (198 amino acids)
Biological process (GO): translation
Cellular component (GO): ribosome
Molecular function (GO): structural constituent of ribosome
Source: RefSeq, a predicted model, not a curated record
AUUACCUUCCUCACUCAUCACCGUUUAGGGUUUAUGUCUGAGAUCGGUUGCAGACUAACUGUUCUAACCUUCAAAGCCAUGAAUGCAUCGCAAUCACUCACCUUCUCCGAUCCCACUAUCAUUUUCCCAUUAGCUUAAUCAUAAUCCACAUCAAAAAUGAGGUAUUUGCGAUUCAUUGCCCCACAAUUUUCCCGAUUUCAUAAAACCCUAAACCCCCAAAACCCCUACUUCCAAUGCUUAAGAAUCUUACCCUCCUCCCAAUCCAGUCUCCAUGAAAUUAAUAUCUUUCGUAAGUACACCACGGCUUCGCCGGAGCCAAGGCAACCUCCGCCGGAACGAGUUAUGGCGAUCGCGGAGGAGAUCUCGGGUCUGACGCUGCUCGAGGUCACGGACCUGACCGAGGUACUCCGUGAGAAAUUGGGCGUGAAAGAGAUGCCAACGAUGGUAAUGAUGAUGCCUGGAAUGGGAUUCGGCGACCUAAGAGGCGCUGGGAAAGGCGGCCCCGGAGCAGCGAAGGGAGAGGAGAAGAAGGUAGAGAAGACGGCAUUUGAUGUCAAGCUCGAUGGGUUUGAUGCAGCUACGAAGAUUAAGGUGAUCAAAGAAGUUAGGACGUUUACGGAUUUGGGAUUGAAGGAAGCCAAGGAAUUGGUGGAGAAGGCGCCUACCCUUUUGAAGAAAGGAGUUACUAAGGAGGAGGCGGAGACCAUUAUUGCAAAGAUGAAGGAAGUUGGUGCCAAAGUCUCAAUGGAGUGAGGUAGUGUGAUAUUCAUCAAAUCUCUGAAUUUGGUUCUGGAAUUACGGCGAAGGCAAAAAUGAUAAAGAAGAAGAAGUUUUGAGGCUUGUACUUUUAAGAUGAAGGGCUGAGUAGGAUUUAGAGGGUGAUGUUGUGCUCGAAUAGCAAUUUCAUCGCCAAGGAAUCAGAAUUGUUGCUUUGGUUUCUUCAUAUUCAUAAUGCAAAGCAUUCUUUGAUUCAAAGCUUUGCUUUUUUUUUUUCCAUUGUAACUUUAGAAAGCAGUUUUAAGGGUAGUUCACACUUUUUGAUUCUUACAAGUUUUCUGGCACCAAUUAUAAGCUGGUUUUUCUUUUUUCAUGAAUUCGUACUUGGGAUUUAUGCCAAGUAAUUUUUUUUCCAGGCAUGUUUUGAAAAAUCCCAUGAUUAAGGUAUAAAUAUAAUAAGGUAAUGAAGAUAGCAUUGGAAUCUCA